Molecule: messenger RNA, 2245 nt
Organism: Phalaenopsis equestris
Lineage: Eukaryota; Viridiplantae; Streptophyta; Magnoliopsida; Asparagales; Orchidaceae
Biological process (GO): proteolysis
Molecular function (GO): aspartic-type endopeptidase activity
Source: RefSeq, a predicted model, not a curated record
AAUGUGGAGUCAUCUCAAGGGCGAGGUCGCCAGGAGCAAAGAGACCCCGUUGCACCCAAGCCACAUGGAAGGUCUAAGGAGAUCAUGCAUAGCUUUGAUUCACCCUUUGCUCGGAUGGAGGAGGCAAUGAAUGGCAUGGAGGGCCAAGUAGAGGAACUUGGCCAAAGGGCUGAUGGACUCGAGGAGGAGGACGUCACCAUCCAUUCAACUAUCAAAGAUAUGAUGCUCCAACUUGAGGAGACCUUAAUGGGCCAAGUGGCUAAGUUGCGGGAGGAUUUUAUGGGGAAGCUCCAAGAGGUGCAAAGUGCCUAUAAGGAAGAGAUGAGCGACAUACGUGCUAGCUUUGAGGAAAUGCGUGGAGACAUUUCGUUGUGCAAGAAGGCACUCGCGUCAUCCACAAGCCAUCCCACUUUCGAAGCCAGGAGGAUCGAAGUGCCAAAACCUAUGAGUUUUGGAGGUACUCGCAACGCGAAGGAAGUAGACAACUUCCUAUGGGGACUAGAGCAAUACUUUGGAGCGAUGGGGAUUGCCGAUGAAGAUGCAAAAAUUCAGUUUGCUUCUCUUUAUCUUGCAGACAUCGCUAUGCUUUGGUGGAGAAGAAGAAAAGGAGAUGUAGAGAGAGGUUUGUGCACCAUGUCCACUUUCAAUGACUUCAAGAGAGAGCUAAAGAAACAGUUUUAUCCCGAGAAUGCUGAAGAUGAGGCUCGAGCCCGGCUACGAAGGCUCAAGCAAGAAGGUUUGAUUCAGGGCUACAUCAAAGAGUUCACAAGUCUAGUUCUUGAAAUCCCAGAUAUAUCAGAUAAGGAUGCUCUCUUCAACUUCAUGGAUGGGCUUCAACAUUGGGCAAAGACCGAGCUUAGGAGGCGAGGAGUGCAAGAUCUUGCCACUGCCAUCGCGGUUGCCGAAAGCUUGGUCGAUUAUUCAAAGGAGCCUAGAAAGCCUGAGGAUAUAAAGAGUUGCAACAGCAAAGGUGGGGAUGACAAGGGCAAAAACAAGGAAGAGAAACGUCGUGAAUCAACUCCAACGACGGCAUGGGAUAAGUGGAAGGCCAAAAACAAGCAAUAUCAAAACCGCUGCUUUCUUUGUGAAGGACCUCAUUGGGCAAGGGAUUGCCCUCAAAAGAAGGCCCUUAAUUCUCUUCUUGCAAGCCAUAAAGAAGAAAGUGACAGGGAAAAUGACAUGGAGGCACGUGUUGGAUCUCUUCAACAGCUGAAUGCGGUGCAAGCUCCAACAAAACCCCAAGGGAAGGGGUUACUCUUUGUGGAGAUGACAAUAGGAGGGAAGACUACCAUGGCAAUGGUAGAUACGGGAGCUUCCCACAACUUCAUCUCCAGUAAUGAAGCAAAGAGAUUGGGGUUGCAGAUGACUAAAGGAGGGGGCUCUAUCAAAGUCAUCAACUCAGCAGAGAUGCCAAUCGACGGAGUGGCUAAGGGAGUCAAGACCAGCAUUGGGGCAUGGUCAGGUAAUAUUGAUUUCUCUGUCAUUCCUUUGGAUGAUUACAAAGCUGUCCUGGGAAUGAACUUCUUGGAGCAAACAAGAGCAUUCCCAAUGCCAUUUGCCAAUAGCCUAUGCAUUACGGAAGGGAGUCUAGCUUGCUCAAUACCGAUAAUAAGGUUAAGCAAGCAAGGAUCCAAAACGCUAUCGGCGAUCCAGUUCAGGGAUGGCAUUUCACAGGACAAGGGGGAUAACUUGGCUAUCCUUCAUAACAAUGAAGGAGAAGAAUCCCAAAGAGCUGGGAUGCCAAGGAAUGUGGUGGAGGCAAGAGAUAAGCCGCCAGCCAGGAAGACGUGUUGCAUCAAGGAGAAGCCAAAGAUUGCCAAGUAUGGGGGCAAAUCGAAGAGGCAGUUUCAAAGGUGCAGGGGAAGCCGCAAUGAGGGCAUUGCGGGUUUAAGUGGGGGAGAGUGUCACGCUCCGCCAUAUUCAAGAAGUCGUCAAGACAAACACGAGAUGGAAGAUUCUAGAGAAGGUCCGAAUAUGAGGAGUCAUCAAAGGGGCUCUAGAAGAUUCCACCACGUUCAGGGGAGAGCAAGAAGGAAAAGCUCUAAAGAGGAUCUAAGAAUAACCUAGAAUGUUCUAGAGUUAUUUAUGUACAUUAGAAUAGUCUAAGAGAUAGAAUAUUAUAUUAUAAUCUAGAAGCUUCUCUUGGACAUUGUAUAGUCCCACAUUGGCUAGAUGAAAGGCCAAAGGCAUGGAGGAGGCUAUAAAUAGGAGCUCCUCCCCUCAUUUGUAUUGACCCAAGCAUUGA